Messenger RNA from Pseudomyrmex gracilis, 880 nucleotides. RefSeq lists its product as uncharacterized. Bases 135 to 494 code for a protein of 119 amino acids. Lineage: Eukaryota; Metazoa; Arthropoda; Insecta; Hymenoptera; Formicidae. The transcript has 3 exons. The record is from RefSeq and is a predicted model, not a curated record.
CCAGUCUACGAUUGGCCAACGUUAAAACGCGCUCCGCUACGCAACGACUAUAUAAUUCGUACUUUGCUAUAUUAUAUUCUAGUUAAACCUAAACACGUAUCUGACAAACAUUGUGAUCCGCUGGAAACGAUAACAUGCUGUCNCUCGCCAAGAUUAUUUUAUUGUUUGGAUUUGUNACAUUGGUGAAAUUAUCGGCAGCUGCACCAGACAGCGCAGGAAUGGUGGAAAUGGUAAACGGAUUGGCAUACGGUGGAAUUCCGUACGGAAGCGUGAGCGGAAUGCUUGCGAAAUAUCCNGGAUACGUGCGAGCCAAUGUUCAACCUGAGGCCAGACAAUUCAACAUUUUGAGCAACACUGAACGGCCAGUAAUUAUCACACCGAAUCUUCGAGCAAAUCGUUUAGAGNGAAUUACACCUCAACCUGUGCAAAUUUACAAUCUUCCCGGAGUCAUCGCCCCGGGUAUCGUCGGCACNAUUAGUCAGAUCGGUUAUUAAUCUACUCUAAGAAAAAGUCACGAUGACCUCUUCAUAGAUAUCAGCCAUNUUACAUCACACACAAACUUCGUUUUCUCGUCAUAAAGGUUUUGAGAGAGAAUAUANGUNGAAGAAAUCACACACUCUGUUAUGCAAUCUCAAUAUUAUCAAUUAAUAUAAAUUAAUGUAGAAUAAAAAAAAAUAAGAUAUUAUUAAAUAUGCGAGUUUGAUAUGCUUUUGAGUUGAAACAAAGUGCAUGAUCGCUUUUGAGUAAAUGAUCUAAAUUAUAUAAUUGCAGGUAAUAAUAUUAUUACUUAUAAUUAUCUUAAUUAUCUGUAGAUUUACUUAGAGACUGACACAGUUAUGUAUUUACAUUAUUUUACGUAUUUAUAUUAAUUUAUUGCAAC